Crotalus tigris (Tiger rattlesnake) is the source of this 2698-nucleotide messenger RNA. It is a transcript of the gene LRIT1, whose product is annotated as leucine rich repeat, Ig-like and transmembrane domains 1. The record is from RefSeq and is a predicted model, not a curated record. Bases 197 to 2098 code for a protein of 633 amino acids. The transcript is spliced from 4 exons. Gene Ontology annotation, molecular function: protein binding. Lineage: Eukaryota; Metazoa; Chordata; Lepidosauria; Squamata; Viperidae. Gene Ontology annotation, cellular component: endoplasmic reticulum membrane.
CAUAAGCAUCUCUGUGCAAGUAGCCUUGUUCUUAAUCCUCUGUCUAUCCGAUUUUAUCUGGUGACUUCAGCAGGAUGCUGGGAGAUCACUGCAGACGAGGAAAGAAAGACAAUGUGAAGGAUUCCCUGGAUGUAAGCGGAGAGGAACUCUCAGCUCUUUCUGACCAGGAGUUGGAUGCCUUACUCACGACUGGAUCAUGAUGUGGGUCACUGUGAGCUUCCUUUGCUGCCUGACCUUCGGACGUUUGCCUUGGAUGCUCUGUUUUUGCCCUUCUCAAUGCAGCUGCUCGUUCUACAGCAUCAGUGAGAGGAUGAGAGCCAGCAGGGCUAUUUUGUGCAAUGACCCGGAGAUGACCCUUACGCCGGUCAAUUUCCCAGGAGACACUUUCAAACUUAGGAUAGAAAAAACAGCAAUCCGAAGAGUUUCUGGGGAGUCUUUCCAUUCUCUUCACAACCUGGAGUUCCUCUGGAUGCCCUAUAAUGCCUUGACAAGCCUCCGAGUAACUAACUUUAGGGGCCUGGACCAGCUUCAGGAGCUCAGACUGGCUGGCAAUGUUCUGACUUCUUUUCCGUGGGAGACUCUUCUCAACACGCCUCAGUUGAGACUGCUGGAUUUGCACAAUAAUCAGAUUGCCUCCAUACCCUCUCACGCUGCUCAGUAUAUCCGGAACAUCACUUAUCUUGACAUCUCAAGCAAUAAACUGGUGAUGCUUCCUCAAGAACUUAUCGUGCUGUGGUCGAAUCUCCAGGCUGUUCCAUACUUCCUGAAUGACAACUCCAAGAUCAUCCUAGGCCUACAGGACAACCCAUGGACAUGUGACUGCAGCGUCUAUGAAAUGUCUCAUUUCCUCAACUUCCAGUCCCCCAACAUAGCCUUCAUUGAGCCAAAGCUGAGAUGCUUUAACCCUGAAAAGCAGACUAGACUCUUCUUCAGUCAAGUGGAACUAAGGAAGUGCCAGAGCCCAGUUGUGCACACCUCGGUGGCUAAAGUAAAGAGUAUCCUAGGCAGCACAGUUCUGCUGCGGUGUGGGACCACAGGGGUGCCCGUUCCAGAGCUGAGCUGGAGAAGAGCUGAUGGAAAACUGUUCAAUGGCACAGUCCAUCAAGAAAUUUCCAGUGAUGGAAUAAGGUGGUCUAUUUUAGAAUUAUCGGUGGUCUCUUACUUUGAUUCUGGAGAAUACAUCUGCAAGGCUGCAAACUUCCUUGGAGCCAUGGAAGCUUUUAUCUCUUUGAUUGUCACCGAUUCUAAGAGCAUAGAUGGCCCUGGGGCAGAUCUGAAAGGAGUGUGGAAAGGACACAUCAAGGGGAUAGAAACAGCAGCUUACAAGGACAAUUUGCUCGGAGGACACAGCAUGACAACUUCAACUUUCCCGACUUUGCGUAUCAUUUCAGGUCAGGCCAACACAGAGAGGAAUCUGGUGCUUCGGGAUCAGGCCCUAAAUAUGAAAAGCGACCCCAAAAUUAUCUUAGAAAGUCUGCCCACUACUAAUCAAGAAUCCCAAUGCCUAGUCAGGUCGGUCCGAGUAAUUGGAGAUAGUGAUCAUAGUGUCUCCUUAGCUUGGAAAGCUCCUCAAGCCAACACUAGCACUGUGUUCAGCAUCCUUUAUGCCAUCUUUGGAGAAAGGGACAUGCGCAGAAUCAACGUGGAGCCGAAGAAGACGAGGGCCACCAUCAACGGCUUAAUGCCCAAGACCAAGUACAUCGCGUGCAUUUGCGUGAAAGGACUCAUACCCAAGAAGGAACAAUGCAUCAUUUUCUCCACAGAUGAAGUUGCCAGCGCUGGUGGAAUCCAAAAACUGAUCAAUGUGGUGGUCAUCAGCGUGGCCUGUGUCAUUGCUGUCCCUCUCACCCUGGUGGUCUGCUGUGGGGCCCUAAAAAGACGCUGCAAAAAGUACUUGGUUCAGAAACCCAAGGACAUUCAGGACUCUUACGUCACUUUUGAAGCCCUCUCUCCAGGAACCAGAACGAGGGAGACAGAAGGAGAAUACUUGACCCACCACAUACCUGACGAGUGCAAUCGGUUACUGUCUUCAAGGUCCAGCGUGGACUCUGAAGCAGUUACAAAGGCAGAUGGACAGCUGAAUGAGUACUUCUGCUGAUACUGCUUUCCUUACAACUUGACAAAUGUAAUUCUAUCUUUGGCAAUCCCUCUUUUGCCUGAGAUCUCUCAUGCCAUACAUGCAUGUUUCGUACAAAAAAUACAAUGUAUAGCUUUGCUGAAGUUCUUUUUUUAAGUUAAACUCUCAAUACUGUAAAUAUAUGAUGAGCAACUUUCCUGGGACUUUUCCCCCCCCCCUUUGGUUCUGAGAUUUCAAUAAUCCAAUAAUGGCUCCAUUAAUAUUCUAUGAAAGAACAGGUCCUUGUUUAUAUUUUCUGUAAAUUUCAGGAUGGAAAUAGAUUUUAAAUCAAAGCCUUAAGGGCCCGAAGGCUGAGUAGAGCUGCAUUGGAGGAUAGAAGGGAGUUACUUUUGUGUGAUAUACUAAUGGCAUUUUUAGGACUGGAGGUCUGAUGUAAAUUCAAGUUCUCCUCCACAGCCUCAAAUUGUUUUAUCUCUACCAGUUUCUAAAUGUUGUGUGUUGCUUAAAAGGGAUUUGUAAACUAAAAGAUCAGAGGGAACGAAGUGAAAUAUCAUAUGUACCCAUCAGGCAUCUUAGACUGAUUUUUUUUUCUUUUGACAAAAUAAAUUCAGAUCAUAUAUA